UUUUUCACCGAAUCGAAAGCACGCAGCGGACGGACGGUAAAUCGCCUUUCGAUCGGAAAACAGCGUACAGUGCACCAGUUCGCCCGUGAGCACCUAUCUACCAGUCGCGCGGCCAGUGCGGGAGCAAGCAAAAACUGCUGCGAAAUAAAAUACGCAAAUCUCAGCUCGUCGAGGGCGAAAUCAGGAGUGCCGAGUGGAAAGAAAACUUCUGGACGCGCUAAGAGUCGCUCUCCCGCUCCACCUCUCUCUCUCUCUCUCUCCAUCUUGGUGUGUGUGUGUGCCGUGUGCUAGUGCCAGUGAGUGCGCGAGUGCGAGUGAGACGGGCAAACAAUUUGCCGCUAAAUACAAAAAGCAGCUGAGACCAGCUGACGCAUGUGUGUGUGCGAAAUACAAUAAAAAGAAGAAAAUACGGCAAAGGCUACAGAAAAGGCUAUAAAUAAAUUGCAAAUAAAUUGUUUAUGUAGCCGCACAGCAGCAGCAGCAGGCGGCAGCAACAACAAAACGCACGUGGCGCAGACACUUUAGCCACGAUAGUAGGCAAACACACAAGCACGAUUAAACAUGUCCGCCGUACCGGUUGCCAUCAAAACGGAGGAGGUUAUUCUAGAGCACGCCGAAUACAACAGCGCCGAGGAAUUGGAUGAGGAAUUGCAACUACAAUUGGAGGAUUCAGGGGGUGAGAACUAUCACAUCGAGUACGCCAGCGAGUCGGCCCAUCAGGGUUCUCAGCGUCGCCAGUCGAGCAUGAGCGGUACGAACACCUCCAAGGGCGGCGGAGGAGGCGGCGGCGGGGCCUUGAGCGAUGGAGACGGCUCGGGAAAACCCCUUGUGGACAGCGAGAAGAGGAUGCGCCGGGAGAUCGCCAACAGCAACGAGCGGAGACGCAUGCAGAGCAUCAAUGCCGGAUUCCAGAGUCUGCGAUCGCUGCUCCCGAGGCACGAGGGCGAGAAGUUGAGCAAGGCCGCCAUCCUGCAACAGACCUUCCAGUACAUCGUGGAGCUGGAGAACCAGAAGACGCAGCUGCUCACGCAGAACAGCGAACUGAAGCGACAGGUGGGCGAGCACGAGGCCGGCGGCGGCGGGUCCGGCGAGGGUGGCGCCAACUCCGGCGGCAACUACAACGACUCCAAUGCCAGCGGGGGCAACUCCACGGCGGUGGCCAUCAAGAAGCGCAAGCUCACGGACAACGUGAUCAACAUCCAGGCGAUCAGCGACAGUUCCGACGAGGGCCUGGGCUCCAUGUCCCCCGAGCCCAUGACCCUGCUCACUGCCGGCGGAGCGGCGGCCACCAAACUGAACAACGCCACCCUGCUGGCGGCCAAGGAACUGCACGAAUCGAAGAAGCAGCUGGAGAAGGAGCGCAGCCUGCGGCGACUGCUCGAGGACGAGCUGCAGAUGAUCAAGCGGCAGCUGUACAGUGUGGCAACCGCACCGCCCGGCACAGCGGUGGCAGCCGCCUCCGGAGGCAACAGUGGCGCCUACAUUCCACGCGAGGUCAUCGAGCACACCGAUAACUUUGUGCGCACCGAGGACUUGGAGGAACUGGGCGGCACCGUGUCGUACGUGGAGAUCGAUGAGAUGACCGGCCAACAGCAGGUGGUCGUGUGCUCCAGCAUCGAGGAACUGGAGGCCGAUGCCGCUGCCGAGAUCAUCACCGAGGAUCAGGUGCACGAGGAGGUCAUCCUGUCGUCGAACAGCUCGACGGAGUCGGAGAACGAGGUCAAUGUGAACGCAAUUGCCAAAGCCUAUGCCGAAGGAUGCACGUCGAGCGCUGCCAUGCUGCAGCCCAUUCUGCAGGCGGCCAUCAAAGCCACGCCCAAGGUGGAGGUGGAGCGCAUCCACGAGAAGAUCGUCAAGGUGAAGGCGGAGAAGCAUGAUCUGCCCUCGAUUCAGACCACCACACACUACCAGCACCCCCAUCGCCAGAAUCUGGAGACCAUUGUCCAGGCCAUCAGGCAUCUGGAGGGCGACCAUCUCUUUGCGGACGGCAGCGGGGGCCAGGAGAAGUUUGGCCAGCAGCAGCAGAAUCUCCAGCAGCAGCAUCACCACCAAAUUGCCGGAGGGCAUCACCAGCAGCUGCAUCACCACCGGCUGGCGCAGGAUGCCCCGCUGGCCCUCACCACCACGGGCAAGCAGCACGCGGCGCUGGCGGAGCUGCGACCCUUCCUACAACUCAAGAGCGGCGGCAACAAGCAGGUCAUCAUCACGGCCAAGACGGCCAAGGACGCUGGCGGUCUGGUGUCCACGAGCAGCAGCAGUACCACCGUUACGCCGACGGCGAUCUUCAAGGUGCAGACAACGGGCGGCCAUGGGAGCAGCGGCGGCAGCGGCAGCAGCAGCCACUUGCAAAGCGGCUCCACGGCGGGCACCAUAAUCACCGGGAGCAAUGGCAGCGGCGGCGCCCAGCAGCUGACCAUCACCACAGCCUUGAAGCAGUGCCGGCCGGGCGUGAUAGUGGCCAAGCAGCUGCCGUCGUCCUGAUUCAAUGGCCCCAAGAUGGGAGCAGGUUCGGGUUCGGGUUCGGGAUGUAUGGCAGCGGCAGCUGGAGCAAAGGCAGGAGGAGGGAGAUGUGGCGCCCAACGUGGGCCAGGAGCUGUGACUGGGGCACGAGCUAGUAUUAAAGGCGCUCGCCAGGAAGCAACGACCACCACAACCACCAACCACAUACCGACGGCGGCGGCGACAACGGCGACAACAACAGCAACCACUCAACAGUUUACUAGGCAAAAUCCCUUUGCUGCCUCCCGGCGACGUAACAGUAACAGUAACAGUAACAGUAACAAUAGUAGCAGUAACUUUAACCCUAUUGUAAGCAGUAAAAGUAGUAGCAGCAGCCACAGUAGUAGCCACAGAAAUGUUAAAGAGACUGUUACCAAACAGAGGCAGAGGCAGAGGCAGAAGCAUGUAAAUUAGUAAGAGUUUAACAGCAAACCAACAGGCAAACGAGGAGAAUGUGUACCAAGCAGGAACUAAAUCCAUUUUUGUAUUUUUGGGAUAUUUAUGAUUUAACUUCAGACUCAAACACUCACCAGACCUCUCUUUCCAAGCUUCAAACGCCAACAACCACGAGAACACAUACAUACAGCCACUGUAAUUAAAUGCAAAGAAGAAAAUACACACAACAUUUGUUCAUUUAUUGGUUAAGAGACUAGAAUUAACAGAUGCAAACAAAGCAAUUGAUUUUGAGCCACGUAGUAGAGCAGCAGCAGGCAGGCAGGAAACAGCAGAACGACAAGAAACGAAACCGAAACAACAAACAGAGUACAAAAGAGAAAGAAAAAGAAAAUAGACAUAAAAUUAAUACAUUUUGUUUGGUUAAUUCGCUUGAAUUGCAUGCAGUGAAUAAAGUUGAGAGAUGCCCGCAUUGUUUAAGCGUU
Drosophila biarmipes is the source of this 3377-nucleotide messenger RNA. RefSeq lists its product as uncharacterized. Bases 562 to 2481 code for a protein of 639 amino acids. Gene Ontology annotation, cellular component: nucleus. Gene Ontology annotation, biological process: regulation of transcription by RNA polymerase II. The record is from RefSeq and is a predicted model, not a curated record. Gene Ontology annotation, molecular function: protein dimerization activity; DNA-binding transcription factor activity, RNA polymerase II-specific; RNA polymerase II cis-regulatory region sequence-specific DNA binding. The transcript has 3 exons. NCBI's taxonomy places the organism in Eukaryota, Metazoa, Arthropoda, Insecta, Diptera, Drosophilidae.